Rhincodon typus (whale shark) is the source of this 1107-nucleotide messenger RNA. RefSeq names its product melanin-concentrating hormone receptor 1 (gene mchr2b). The record is from RefSeq and is a predicted model, not a curated record. Gene Ontology annotation, biological process: neuropeptide signaling pathway. The transcript is spliced from 2 exons. NCBI's taxonomy places the organism in Eukaryota, Metazoa, Chordata, Chondrichthyes, Orectolobiformes, Rhincodontidae. Gene Ontology annotation, molecular function: neuropeptide binding; G protein-coupled receptor activity. The coding region runs from base 1 to 1107 and encodes 368 amino acids. Gene Ontology annotation, cellular component: neuron projection; membrane.
AUGGGAGCAGCUUUCAGAGGAGGCUCUGCACUGUUUGCAAACACAAGUUCCCUGGGUAUGGAGAGUCUGGCUGGAAACGGUGCAGGGGGCUGGGACAUGAACGCCUCUGCAGGCUCCAGCACAGCGAUUACCUCGGGAGCUGGGGACGUUGAGUUUCUGGACACCGCCACCAUGAUGCACAUUUUACCCUCGGUCUAUGGGAUCCUGUGUAUCGUCGGGGUCGGGGCGAACUGCCUGGUGAUCUACACGCUGCUCGCCUGCAAAACCAAAGGGGUGUCAGACAUCUACGUGCUCAGCUUGGCCACAGCAGAUUUGCUGUUUCUCCUGGGAAUGCCUUUCACCAUCCACCAGCUGGUCAGGGACAGGGACUGGGUGUUCGGGCAGUUUAUAUGCAAGGUGGUAACUGUGCUGGAUGUCACCAACCAAUUCACCACAGUGGGCAUUGUCACUGUGCUGUGUGUAGACAGGUAUAUCGCAAUUGUCCACCCCAGCACAGAGAAAAGGACCAUCUGUCGCGCAGUGCUUGUGAAUGCUCUCGUUUGGCUUGGCAGCUUGUUACUGACAAUCCCAGUCAUGCUAUAUUCCAGGACUAUCCAGAUAGGAGGCUCAGAAAUAUGUGUCCUGGACCUACCUUCAGGAGCAAAGGACAUGUACUGGUAUACACUGUAUCAGUCCAUACUGGGAUUUAUCAUUCCUCUGAUUAUUAUAAUCACUUUCUACUCAAUGACUCUCUUUCACGUCUUUAAAUCACUCCGAAGAGUGGGUAGGAAACAAUCAGUGCAGGCAAAAAGGGCAACCAAAACUGUUCUCAUGGUGAUAGCUGUCUUUCUGGUUUGUUGGCUGCCUUUUCAUGUGAUGCAGGUGCUUAACCUAAUCUCCGUGAACCCGACCUUGCUCUUUCUUUACGUCUAUCACAUUAGUAUUUGUCUGAGCUAUGCCCACAGCUGCAUCAACCCUCUCCUGCUCCUGUUCUUCACAAAGAAUUUCCAAGAGCGUUUGUGUGGCACGAUGACAAAGAGCAGGUCCACCUCACAUGUCAAGUUGACCACCACCAGAAGGGCUGGAACUUGCGAAAGCCUGGAAAUUGAGUGUAAAAGCUCAAUGUAA